This is a messenger RNA of Saccharomyces kudriavzevii IFO 1802, 390 nucleotides long. It is a transcript of the gene MPC1, whose product is annotated as pyruvate transporter MPC1. The record is from RefSeq and is a predicted model, not a curated record. Gene Ontology annotation, biological process: pyruvate import into mitochondria. Lineage: Eukaryota; Fungi; Ascomycota; Saccharomycetes; Saccharomycetales; Saccharomycetaceae. The transcript has a single exon. Bases 1 to 390 code for a protein of 129 amino acids. Gene Ontology annotation, cellular component: mitochondrial inner membrane.
AUGUCUCAACCUGUUCAACGUGCUGCAGCACGCUCAUUCCUUCAGAAAUACAUCAAUAAAGAAACUUUAAAAUACGUCUUCACAACACACUUCUGGGGACCAGUGUCAAAUUUUGGCAUCCCAAUUGCUGCCAUAUAUGAUCUAAAAAAAGAUCCUACCCGAAUCUCCGGCCCAAUGACCUUCGCUUUAGUUACUUAUUCAGGCGUCUUCAUGAAGUAUGCUCUUGCAGUAUCACCCAAAAACUACCUGCUGUUCGGAUGCCACUUUAUCAAUGAAACUGCACAAUUAGCUCAAGGCUAUAGGUUUCUCAAGUACACAUAUUUCACGACAGAUGAGGAGAAGAAAGCUCUAGAAAAGGAAUGGAACGAGAAGGAGAAGGCUGGUAAAUGA